AUGCGAGCAGCACAAUAUUACGGUAGGCGCGACGUUCGGGUCGUCGAUGUUGCAAUUCCGGAGCCUGGACCAGGAGAAUGUCUUGUCGAGAUUGAGUGGUGCGGCAUCUGUGGUAGUGAUUUGCACGAAUAUGUCGCAGGUCCAAUGGGCAUACCUGCUCCUGGGCAUCCUCACGCACUGACAGGCAGCGUACUGCCCUUGACUCUCGGCCAUGAAUUUUGUGGUCGUAUCAAGAGAGCCUCCGAAGGGUCCAAAUGGACGAUUGGACAAGCCGUGAUGGUAGACCCUCGACUGGUUUGCCGAAAGUGCCUAUCGUGCACUUCGGGAUCCGACCACCUGUGCAGCACCCUUGGCUUCCUUGGAAUCUGUGAUUCAAGACGAGGAGGUGGCUUGUCGGAGUAUUGUGUCGUGGAGGAUGACCAACUCUAUGCACUUCCAGAAAAUGUUAGCCUCGACUAUGCGGCAAUCAUUGAACCUCUGGCGGUAGGCCAUCACGCAGCGAAAAUGCUCAACUCUAGUUUGGAGGGUCUGGACGUUCUGAUCGUUGGUGGUGGUCCUGUCGGUAUCGGGAUGGCUUCCGUGCUGCGCGCGCAUCGAGCCGGAAAUAUUCUUUUGAGCGAGCCGUCAUCCGCCAGAUGGCGACAUGCGAAAGACCAGGUCGAUAGGGUCAUUGAUCCGAAAACAGAGAAUGUCGGCGAUAUCUGUCGAGAGCUCACCAGUGGCAAGGGAGUAGAUGUGGUAUUUGACUGUGCUGGUGUUCAGGCAGGGCUAGAAGCGGGUAUCGAUUCGUUGAAGCGCUCGGGAACACUGGUCAAUGUUUCCGUCUGGGAACAAUCUCCUGCAAUUCCUUUCUGGAAUUUUUUCUUGAAAGAACUCAAAGUUGUGUCCUCGUGCUGUUACAACGCACAGGACUUUAAGGAGAUGAUGGAUAUGAUGGGUGAAGGCAAAUUGGAAGGAUAUGAAAAGAUGGUGACUAGCCGAGUUGCCUUGGAAGACGUUGUUGCCAAAGGCUUCGAGGAACUGGUCAACAACCGAGAUGAUCAGGUCAAGAUUCUCAUCUCACCCAAACUGAAGGCUGGCCAAGCGUGA
Molecule: messenger RNA, 1089 nt
Organism: Exophiala spinifera
Lineage: Eukaryota; Fungi; Ascomycota; Eurotiomycetes; Chaetothyriales; Herpotrichiellaceae
Product: chlorophyll synthesis pathway protein BchC
Exons: 4
Coding region: 1-1089 (362 amino acids)
Biological process (GO): butanediol biosynthetic process
Cellular component (GO): cytoplasm
Molecular function (GO): (R,R)-butanediol dehydrogenase activity
Source: RefSeq, a predicted model, not a curated record